Molecule: messenger RNA, 1491 nt
Organism: Cloeon dipterum
Lineage: Eukaryota; Metazoa; Arthropoda; Insecta; Ephemeroptera; Baetidae
Product: transmembrane protein 64
Exons: 5
Coding region: 240-1007 (255 amino acids)
Biological process (GO): regulation of cytosolic calcium ion concentration
Cellular component (GO): endoplasmic reticulum
Source: RefSeq, a predicted model, not a curated record
UGGAUACAUCUAUAUUAUUAUUUUAGCCGCACGCACACCUCACGGCUGCGGGGCUGUCUCGAUUUUAUCAAUCAAGACACGCUGACACUUCCUGCCGGCAGCAUGUUGUGCGAAUUGCCUUUUGGAUAAUCCCUGUCGUGUGCUAAUCAACAAAAGAUAAGACAAACACCGGCAGGGUAAAUCGAAAAACUCAAGGCAAAAUGCUUCAAACUACGCCGUGAACCCAAGUUUAGUGGGACAUGGACGCGGAGAAAGGUCUCGAGGAGGACAUCAAAGUGCAGAUCUUGAGCGUGGGCUCCAUCUGCAACUGCCUCAUAUCGGCCCUGGCCCUUGUCUCACUGGUGUUCGUCGUUUUUCAGUGCAAGGAAUACCUGCGUCUCGUCCUGCUGUGGAUCGAGCAGCAGGACUCAGUCGUUGUGUACCUGAUUUUCGUGGUGCUCUUUACUGUGGUCUCGUUCCCCUUCACCUGGGGUUACAUCUUCCUCAACCUAGCUUGCGGCUACCUCUUCGGCACCCUCAAGGGCCUGCUGGUGGUAGCCGUGGCGGCGGUAAUCGGCAUCACCAUCGCCCACUACGUCAUCCAGACAUUCUUCGCCGACCUUGCCAUGCAACGAAUGUUCAACGGCGACACGGCCAAGGCCCUGCUCGCCGUCAUAGCUGGACCAAACGCGUUCAAAGUCAUCCUCUUUGCCAGACUUACGCCCAUCCCCUUUGGACUGCAGAACACAAUUUUUGCUGGGAGUUAUGUCAGCUACAAAAUGUACCUUUUGGCCUCUGCUACCGGUCUCUUCCCGACACAAGUGAUCAACGUAUACUUAGGCUCAACGCUGCGCUCUAUGGAAGACGUACUCUCUGAUGAGGCAACAGCUUCAACUGGUUACCUUGUUUUCGCUGUACAGAUUCUUGUUGGCUGCCUUUUGAUGGCAUUUGUGGUGCACAAAGCCAAGGCAGAGCUGAAAACCGCGUUAGAUGGUACUGAGAAAUGUCUGAGCCAACCUUACAGAUGACUCAUAGAGAACAGAUAACAUUUUAUGGAAGACUAUACUUUUUACAUGAUUUCUAUUAGUUUCAGCCAAUAAUAACACAACAAAAUUAUCUAAGUCGUUAUACUCAAAUCUGUUUUCACGCCGAAGAGUCAUAAAUCAUUUUGUUUUUCACACUAAGCAACUUUGAAAUUGAAGACCGAUGUUUUCAAUCAAACAUGUAAUUUUCUCUGUGAUAGUAUGUUAGUGCAUUUUGAAGUUCACUUUCUUCGUCCGCCCAGCUAUCUUGAUAAGAUGUUUUUAUCGCAUCCAGCAGUUAUUUAUUUGUUUAUUGUUAUGAUAUACGUUAAGCGAUGCACAAUUUGAGACUUGGACGCUCCAAGAAUCAACUAAAUACAAAAAUUGCACAACUUUACCAAAGGCUUUCAGUACUUUUUGUUAAUGUUUCGUCUAUUGUGACCUUUAUAGACUGCUUAAUAAAAUAAAAUAUAUACUUUACAAAACAAGA